GCGGGAGCGCGCGCAGCUGGUGUCCUGGCAACCCCGGAACGCGUCUCCGCGCCGGAAGCCGGUGGCCCCUCUGCGCUCUCGCCCUGCGCUCCGGUUCCUGGCUCGUCCGGCGCCCGGCACUUCUGCCGCCGGUUGAGCGCCCUGCAGCAGAGAGCUGGAGAAGGUUCAAGAGAAAGGAGACUCCGACAUGACCACGGUGGAGAAGAGAGACAGUACUAAACACAGGGAUUUUCUGGAAUCUAAGAGAUGCUUUGCCAACACAUCCUCUGGCAGUAAGGUCGGCCCCUCCUCUUCUGUUGAAACAUGUCUUAGUGUGAGUGAGCCUCCAGGCCUCUGCAAAGUGUCCGUUCACCUAGACCUGGCUGCUGAUUUGGAUCUGAAAUCCUCCUCCUCACAUUCUGAUCACUCCUCUGAAACCUCAUUGCCUGAAGUCCCAAAAGAUAAAUACCCUGAGGAGUUCAGCCUGCUUAAGUUGCAGACAAAAGAUGGGCAGCGUCCGGAAUGGACAUUUUACCCGAGAUUUAGCAGCAAUAUCCACACCUACCAUGUUGGAAAGCAGUGUUUCUUUAAUGGCGUCUUCCUCGGCAACAGGAGAUCUCUGUCAGAGAGAAUGGUGGACAAGUGCUUUGGGAGGAAGAAAUAUGAUAUUGAUCCUAGGAAUGGAAUACCAAAGUUAACUCCAGGAGAUAAUCCAUAUAUGUACCCAGAACAGAGUAAAGACUUCCACAAAGCGGGAUCAACUCUCCCACCAGUGAAUUUCUCCAUAGUGCCUUAUGAAAAGAAAUACGAUACAUUUAUUCCACUUGAGCCUCUUCCACAAAUUCCUAUCUUGCCUUUCUGGGUGAAGGAGGAGGCCGACAGGCUGAAGAACGAGAUUAGAGAGGUUAAGGAGCUUGACAAUUGGCAACCAGCGUCCCCCUUGAUGCACAAUUUACUCCUUCCUGGUGGGUUAAAGAACUUUCAAAGAAUAGUGUAAAAACCGGAGGCAAGCCCAGAAGAGCAGGCUUUUGAGAGGCUUCGCGGUGGAGAGGAGAGAAGGCAAAGCCUCUCCCAGAGUGGAUGGUGUCCUUUACCCCAAUGUGGUCCCUUGGGCCCAUGUCACGGUCACGCAUCGCUGGUUGAGUGUGUUGGUUGAGCACUGCUAGUCUUGUAACGGAGCACAACCUUUAACACCGUGCCUCUAUCCACAGGUUCUCUGGAUUCCGCAAGACAAUCCUGAACAGAAACAGGCCCAUAGAACAUGUACUGACCGUAGUCUGGAGAGCCUCUUCCCAAUUGAUCGCUUCUGUCCGUGUGACUGCUGAAAUGUUUGACUUUGAUGAAUAAUCGCUGCGCUUCGCUCUUUUUAACUUUAUAUUUUAAAAACUUUCAAACUUACAGAAAAGUCAUGAGACUCAUACAAUGAACAAAUGCCUACAUGUCCUUCACCCAGAAUCUACAAUUGUUAACGUUUGUCAAACUUUGUGCAUUCUCUCUCUCUCUUCUGUCACUCUCAUUAUUUUGUGGAAUUAUUUGAUAAUGAGUGGCCGACAUCAUAACCCUUUGCUCCUACGUACUAUAUACUUCAGUAUGUAUCUCCUAAGGUCAAGGAUCUUCUCCAACAGUUGCAAUACAAAUAUUGAACUCAGGGAAAUUAACACUGACGCAAUUCUACUGGUAGACGACCCACCUUCAGUUUUAUUCAGUUAAAUUUAGUUUUCGAAGGAUGUUCUCAAAUCAAUGGUAAAAUGUAGACAUGGAGUUUUCAUUAAUUUGGUAAAAUUGUUCUCAUUUUAUUAAUACCAUUUGAGAUUUUCUCUACUAUUUGCUUGGUACAUGUCAGAAAAAUGUGAAGGCUGGAUCUCCGCAGGUAAUUCUUACCAUUGUCCUGCAACUCCAUUCCCCACUUCUAUAGCAUUUGUCCACACAGCCACGCAGGACGAGAGCUCAAUGAGGACCAGUCCUGAGUCUUAGGGCCUUUCAUCAACCAGGAAAGAAGCAAAUAUUUGGAGAAAAAGAUGGGAACAAAAGCCAACCAUAUACAGUCAGGCUCUGACCCUCUGCAGUCUAGCCAGUGACUCAGCAUCUUCAUAGCCAAUCUGCUCUACUAAGGAGACCCUGCUAGUUGGCUAAUGAGGGCUGCAGGUCUGGUCUCCCCAAACCUGAUAGUGGAAAGAGAGAAUUGGGGUCCAGACUGACACUCAAAAUGCCCAAGACACAAGAUACGAUUUCUUUCCCUGUCAAAGCAUUGUCUCUAGACAUAGCCGAAGUAAAUGAAGCAGGUUUGGACCACCGUACACCCAUGCUGACUUCAUACUGGCCUUUGGACCAACUAGCAGAGAACAUGGUGGUUCUACCACCAGCAACUGUCUGACCACUCCUUGACCUAGCAUCAGCUUGCCUCCAUGCUGAUUCUCUUGCCCCUGGGACACAAAGCUCACCCCUAUCCCCAACAAAAUCCAGAAAAGAAAAUAAAACCAAGUAAUUUAGAAAAGGAAAGAAAAAAGAGGUUGCCAACAGAUUUUCUCAAAUAUAUCCACUUCUGAAAAAAAUAAUUUUUUGUGCUUCCAUGACUUGAAAUAUAAAAAAGUCAGUUCCAGUUGCCUGUGCGGAUGGACAGUGGAGAACACAAUAUAAAUGCAGAAAGUGAUUCUUCAGGAAUUUCCAGAUGGGAUUAUCUAAGCGGAACAGGAAACUGCUCUCAGAGGGGACUCUUGCGUUUUGGAAUGAAGAAGUCCUACACAGUAAAGGUAUGAAG
Ailuropoda melanoleuca (giant panda) is the source of this 2737-nucleotide messenger RNA. RefSeq names its product spermatogenesis associated serine rich 1 (gene SPATS1). NCBI's taxonomy places the organism in Eukaryota, Metazoa, Chordata, Mammalia, Carnivora, Ursidae. The transcript is spliced from 8 exons. The coding region runs from base 188 to 976 and encodes 262 amino acids. The record is from RefSeq and is a predicted model, not a curated record.